UAUCAACUAAUACCAUAGCCAUUUAGCAAAUUAACGAGGUUUGGUACGAGGAUCCUCAUUGGCCUACCACACCCACGCAUGCGUUCAAUUAUUAAGCGCGUUCCCCACUUCGCGCGUUGCGAUCCCCACCACGACAAAUCGGACUAAUAUAGUAUCAAGCUCUUCACGCGCUUUGCUCAUUUACCUCAUGCCAUCUCGUGAGACGGUUCGCUUUAGUAUCUUUUACCAAAGACGCUUGUUUCGCUUACAUAAAAAGUCCUGUACAUGUGCAAUCAUAAUAUGAGGAACCGUAUCCAUCUGUUGUUUCUCCUAAGUGUCCGGAUUGGUGUCGUGACUGCACUCUGUAACAUAUGCCCUUUCCAAUGGACACCGUUUGGAACAAACUGCUACCGGCUGUACAAGGAAGGGCUGUCAUACGACAUGGCGGAGCAAAACUGCCUGGAUUUGUCGACGUACCGCAAGGAGGCACACCUGGUGUCGAUCAACAGCCAAGAGGAGCUCGACUUCAUCACGCAGCUCGUGAGCAACGUUUACAGGGGGCAGUGGAAGGAGAUUUGGAUCGGGAUGCGUCUGGACAGCACGGCGCAGACGGCGACGUGGGAAGACGGCAGCGAUCCCACGGCAUUCUCCUACUGGUAUGGAAGCACCACUACACCGGUUCGGUAUGGAUACGGGGAUUGCACAUUGUACACCAUCUCGACGGAUAAGUGGCAUCCGUGGUGGAACUGCAAUGCGAAUGUACCCUCGGUCUGCAAAAUAGAUCAGGAUUAGAUUAUUAUGGAGAACACCCUGCGAGUGACAAUAUGGCACUUGGGAACAAAAUAUGAUUUAAUUGAAUAAUCCAUGAAUGUUUUAGCGGAAUUGCACGCACACCAUGAGCUCGCCACAACAGCGACAUUUCAAACAGUGUUAUUUUCGAGUUCCACCCGGAUUUUUUUAAAUUUUAAUUAGAAGCUAUUUUAAUUAGAGGCUAAAUGCAAAAGUUGCUUUUGAAUGAGACAUCAAACGAGGAAACCUGGGUUCCGAGCGAACUGCUGAAGAAGUUGACUUGUGAAAUUUCGAGCGCACCAAAAGAGCCGACAAUGACUUUCAGUAUUUGCUGCCAAACAUUUUGACAUGUCAUCCAAUGCAGGCCGAUACACUUUCCAAAUGGAAGGGACACAUUCUCAUAAGAACGAAAUUAAACGGGCAGAUGAAGUACACUUUCAAUAUCGAAAACGUCAUCAUGACAGAAUAAAUCUGUCUAAUAUUUUUAGA
This is a messenger RNA of Patiria miniata (bat star), 1257 nucleotides long. RefSeq names its product snaclec alboaggregin-A subunit alpha-like. NCBI's taxonomy places the organism in Eukaryota, Metazoa, Echinodermata, Asteroidea, Valvatida, Asterinidae. The transcript has a single exon. The coding region runs from base 265 to 771 and encodes 168 amino acids. The record is from RefSeq and is a predicted model, not a curated record. Gene Ontology annotation, molecular function: signaling receptor activity.